Mustela lutreola (European mink) is the source of this 2190-nucleotide messenger RNA. It is a transcript of the gene MECR, whose product is annotated as mitochondrial trans-2-enoyl-CoA reductase. The record is from RefSeq and is a predicted model, not a curated record. Bases 399 to 1397 code for a protein of 332 amino acids. Gene Ontology annotation, cellular component: mitochondrion. Lineage: Eukaryota; Metazoa; Chordata; Mammalia; Carnivora; Mustelidae. Gene Ontology annotation, biological process: fatty acid metabolic process. The transcript has 11 exons. Gene Ontology annotation, molecular function: trans-2-enoyl-CoA reductase (NADPH) activity.
CGAUGACGUAGACGCGCUGUCGGGCUCUGAGCUGUCUGCGGGAAGCAUGUGGGGCUGCGGCGCGCUGGUGGGGGCGCGAGCCGGGUCGCGGAUGCCGCACGAGCUGUUCCUCGCUUGGCACCGCGGCUGGUCUGCCGCAGCCCCCUACUCCGCAACUGCCGAGCCCUCCCGGGUCCGGGCGCUGGUCUAUGGGCAUCACGGGGACCCAGCCAAGGUCGUCGAUUCAUAUGGCAUCACAGGUGUACAGCCUUGGCCUCAAAGGAGCCAUUGUGAUCUUAUCCAGUCUGGGAUCUGUUGAGUGAAGACAGUGGCAUCCCUCCGAGUUGCCUGGCGCCAUUACACACACAGGGGAAGGCCGUGAACCGUCCCGGGGAAGUGACUUGAGAUCUAGCCAGACUAUGUUUGGGUGCCUCAUUUGCACUCCAGAACAGAGCCACCGGUUCCUUUGGCUGAAGAACCUGGAGCUAGCUGCUGUGGGCGGAUCAGACGUCCAUGUGAAGAUGCUGGCAGCCCCUAUCAAUCCAUCUGACAUAAAUAUGAUCCAAGGAAAUUAUGGCCUCCUUCCCAAGCUCCCUGCCGUUGGAGGGAAUGAAGGCGUUGGACAGGUGGUAGCAGUGGGCAGCAGUUUGACUGGGGUGAAGCCAGGAGACUGGGUGAUUCCAGCCAAUGCCGGUUUGGGAACCUGGCGGACGGAGGCUGUGUUCAGUGAGGAAGCAGUGAUCAGCAUUCCAAGUGACCUCCCUCUUCAGAGUGCCGCCACCCUGAGUGUCAAUCCCUGCACGGCCUACAGGAUGUUGAUGGACUUCGAGCAGCUGCAGCCAGGAGACUGUGUCAUCCAGAAUGCAUCCAACAGUGGAGUGGGGCAAGCAGUCAUCCAGAUCGCCGCAGCCCUGGGCCUGAGGACCAUCAAUGUGGUCCGAGACAGACCUGACUUCCAAAAGCUGACUGACAGACUGAAGAGUCUGGGGGCCGAGCAUGUUCUCACAGAAGAGGAGCUAAGGAAGCCUGAGAUGAAAAACUUCUUUAAGGACAUGCCCCCGCCGCGGCUUGCUCUCAACUGUGUUGGUGGGAAAAGCUCCACAGAACUGCUGCGACACUUAGCGCCUGGGGGAACCAUGGUGACCUACGGGGGAAUGGCCAAGCAGCCCGUCAUAGCCUCUGUGAGCCAGCUCAUUUUUAAGGAUCUCAAACUUCGAGGCUUUUGGUUGUCCCAGUGGAAGCAGGACCACAGUCCAGCCCAGUUCAAGGAGCUGAUUCUCACGCUGUGCGGUCUCAUCAGCCGAGGCCAGCUCACAGCCCCUGCCUGCUCCGAGGUCCCACUGCAGGACUACCAGCGUGCCUUGGAAGCCUCGAUGCAGCCCUUCGUGUCUUCAAAGCAGAUUCUCACCAUGUGCUAAUCGCAGAGGAGCCAGAGCGAGGUGGGAGAGGAGACAGAUCAGCCGGACUGGUUUCUGGCGCCUCGGUUUCUGGCCCCCUCAGCCUUCCACAGGCUGUCCUUUCUUCCAACUGGGAGGGUUGUGCAGCCAGCCAAGGCUUGCCCCAGGGCCAGCCCCAGGGUGUCUAAUAAAGUGAACUUCCGAAAAACAAACACAUACAAACCCAUAGAAGUCAUCCCUGUCAAGAAGGACCCUCAUUGUGCACCUGCUAAGAAGCCCCCUUGCCUGUCCUCCACUUGUCCCCCAGCGAUGAUUUCCUGACCACCUGGAAACAAAGUAUGGGUGGGCACUGGCAGGUACAAAAGCCAGUAGGACACAGGCUCCACCCUCAGGCUCUCUGCAGAGGAGCAAAAAGGAACAUGUGACUCACUCUGGGUGGUGUGUGGCUCAGUCUGGGGCAGGAGGAGGAUCUACACGGGAGAGAGAAUGUCAGGCUGAGGAGCCAAGGAGGUGGGCACUCAGGUCGCCGGACCAAGCUACGGGAUGCCUGUUCUAACUGGGCACAUGGUUGUUACACCAGUGCUUCUCAGCCCCAAGUCAUUUUACCCCCAGGGGAUGUUUGACAGUGUCUGGAGACAUUUUUAGUCAUCACUGAGAGGAUGUUAUUGGCAUCUAGAGGGUAGAGGUGAGUGAUGCUGCUCAGACAUUUUGUGGUGCACAAAACAGCCUUCCCCAACAGAGAAUUACCCAGCCCAGAAUGUCCCUGAUGCCGCGGCUGAGAAACCCAGCAUUAAACUAAGAUUCCUACAACAAC